Cloeon dipterum is the source of this 2666-nucleotide messenger RNA. RefSeq lists its product as uncharacterized. Bases 201 to 1136 code for a protein of 311 amino acids. The record is from RefSeq and is a predicted model, not a curated record. Lineage: Eukaryota; Metazoa; Arthropoda; Insecta; Ephemeroptera; Baetidae. The transcript has 5 exons.
CAAGAUACAUAUAUAUAAAAAUAUGAAUUGGUCUGAUAGCUCUCAGUAUUAUGAUCACAACAGACCAAGUGACAGCUGCUCGCACUCGAGUGGAGCACCGAACUCAGUAGUUUUUCUCCGACCCAACUACGCGCGUCCGCAGGGCCUCAGUGAGUGACCCUUAGUUUAACUCGAUACAUUUUCCAACGAUAUCCACCCCCAUGUCGGACCCGACGUGCACCAGCUCCUACGACGACAUGGUAGCUGAGCUCGUGUUCUUGAACAAUUUCACUACUUUUAAUGUGCAUCAGCACCACAGAAGAAGCAGAUGGAUUCGCAAAAGAGUUGCAAAGCUUUGGGACGUAUUAGUCAUCAUCCUUUGUCUUGCGAGUAUCGUCCGGCUGCCGUGUCCAACGAUGUCCGCACCGAUGUCCUCAGAGCACCAACGUCACGUCCGAAGUUCCUCGCCGGCCGAUCUGGGCCCGUCCAAAGACGCCAAGUGGAUAAAGCCAUGCGGCAUGAACAACGGUGACCCUGAAGAUGACUCAAGUCUCGGCGCCGACGCGGACCCCGAAAUGGCCAUUGCCGAGAACGAGUUGCUUAAUAAUAUAAUCCUGCUGGCCCGAACGGCCCAAGGACAGGCCCACCGAUUCCGGGAUGGCUAUGUGAAAAGCACGUUCAACGUGGACUUUGUGCAGCACCACGAAACGUGGAAGGAUUUGCAUUACAGCUGGCUUCCAUCGAUGGAGCAAAUUCCAAAGAACCUAGGAGAGUCUACUCCUGUGAAUCAUUUGCAAAACCUGGAGCUACCUAAAGCUCUCCAGGACUCUUAUAAGUUCCUUCAGACGUUUGCUGUUGGUCUUGAGCAAGUAGUUUGGGACCAAGAAGAUGGAAGUGGCUUCAAAGCUGAUUUUCAAGCCACGGAAUACAGUCUCAGAUCUGUGCUGUGCGAAAUCCAUGCAGCAAUGAUUGAGCGCGGUGUCAAGCAACACGCCGACAUCACGCGAGACAUUAUGAGCCGCGAGUUUCGCAAUAUGAGCAAAGGCAACUCGUCGGUGCGCAACCUGCGAGAUUGGUUCAUAUUCCGCGACUACAUGAACGGGCUCGAGUAUGUGAUCGAUGUCUUCGAGUAUUUUAUCAACAAGGCUGUCUCAUGAAAAGACGGCCGUGCCACCAAACUCCUGCUCGUGUGCUGCUAACUGUCCCAAAGACUUUGGAAAAUCGACAAGAUUCGAAGAGAUGACACGAUCUGCAAAACGCAGGCAGUCAGAGUUAUGGAUCAUAAAGAAAAUCCAAAGAAAAAUCGCACAUAAUCGUCCUCCUGAUGCGAGGAUUUUCUCUCAGUAUUCAUAGUGUCCUUUAAUUUGAACGCGUGACCGUGUAAAUGCGGUGUACAAUAAUUUGUUUAGUUUUACAAUGCUGGCCAGUGAGAAAAGCUAAGAAAUUAAUUUAUUGACCUUGUUAAUAUUCUUAACCCUCAUAAGUAAUUUAUUCGCUUACUGUUGUAUAAAUGUUGUAUAUUAUUACACACUGAAGGUAUUAUAUUGUUGUGAAAAUAGAUAACAAUGGAUGAUCUUCACGCCAGUAGAAACUUUUAGGAAGCAAUUUAAUAUACACUUAUACUCUUGGUCAAGAGUUAAUUGAUGUCUAUCCAGUUGUACAGAGGACUCGCACUUAUUCAGUGUUUAUAAUAUUCAAAGCAUUGUUGUUGUGAAAAGUGUGGCAUUUUCUCCUCUUGAAUUUCAAGUGCAUUUAGAUUUGCAGUCUGCCAAUCCAUCUAAUAAGUGUUCAAUGAGCUAUUUCAAGGUACAAUUACCUGAAGAUCAAUCGAUUUCUUGUUGUUGCUGAUCUGAUAAUAACUUGUAAGCAGAAAAAAAACGAUGGCCAUAACUAAUGUAAAUUGUUUGAUGACUGUGUUGCUUCACGCUUGCAAUUUGACUUGAUUGGUUGAUUUGAAAUUUGGGAGACAUGCGAAAGUAAAUCCGAGAUGUCGGAUGUACUUUCACGGUUGACACCACUCAAGCUUGCGUGAUUGGGUUUCACUGGACCUAUAUCAAAAGCCCUCUGUGUCAUCCGCAAGGAGGACAUGGAAAUUUCGCAAUUUUUUCUCUGAUCAAUAUUCACUUACGCGGCACUAGUAUAAUAUGUACAGAGUAAUUUGUUUUGCUGUGUUAAUCUGCGGUUAAGCAAAUUAAAUAGCUUUUGAUGAUGUAAUUUAUUGUACACGUGUCACUAUAUCCUGUAAUUUUUGUCGAGUUGUGCUUUUAUUUCUAUCUUAAUUUAUUGAACAAUCCGCAGACGUGCCAUUCAUCAAAACAGGAUAUGUCCGUAGUAUCUCGUGCGAUUUUGCAUAAUGAAUUCGAAUUUUAUGCUUUUGGAGUUUUUUUUAAUCUGUGAUAUAAUUGGUAAAUUAUCUUCUGUAGCAGUUUUAAUUUGAUCGCUAUGAACCUUUGACUAUUUCAAAUUCAAAACUCGUUUAGGGAGCAAGAAUUUUGAUAGAUGUACCUUGUGGUAAAAUUGCGUAAAAAUGGUUCCUACUAGAAGGUUUUGAAUGUUGACUCCCAAAUUGUCUAUUCGAUUUAGAGAAUAGCAAAGACGUAUAUUGUGUCGCGUGUAUUGCGAUGAUUAGCGAGCGCAAGCAUAUCAUGUGAACCAUUAUAUGAUAAAUAAAAUAAGCACAUAUCAGA